Cutaneotrichosporon oleaginosum is the source of this 1975-nucleotide messenger RNA. RefSeq lists its product as uncharacterized. The record is from RefSeq and is a predicted model, not a curated record. NCBI's taxonomy places the organism in Eukaryota, Fungi, Basidiomycota, Tremellomycetes, Trichosporonales, Trichosporonaceae.
CGGAUAUCAUGGGUGAUCUCAUCAUGUUAAAUCUCAGAAUGACUGUCCUUCUAUCACGACCAAAGCGCACAGUCACUCUCACGGGUCCCAGCUCCUCACUCAAGACAUGACACUCUAUCUUACGGUCCCCUCCCGCGCGCCAAGCUUCUGGGCAGUAGCGAGGACAACCGUUCCUUGAUCCUGAUAUGUCUUGUCAAGCAUAUCCGAGUACUCCCACCACCAUGAAUCUCAUCAAGUGACCAUGCCGCCACCACAAGCUGACGCUGGCCCGCGCUCGCCGAAUACGACCGCCACGCUAGAGUUCGACCUGCACCUGACGCCGAGGUCACCGCUGAUCUGGUUUGCAGACGCGGGUGACGAGCCGCCUCAGCCAGGACGCCCGCGCGUAAACUUCCGCGAAUGGACGGCGCUGCGGGACGGGCGCCUCGCGACAGGCGAUGCGACGGGUGCGCAAGUAAGCUACAGGCUGAGCGACGGGGCGAGCAUGUUCUCGCAGCUGUACAUGCCGCUCGUCGGGCGCGGCGUGCGCGUCUCCGGCAACGUGGCGGCCGACUACGACGGCUGGCUCAGCCGCAAAGGCCGCGACGACAUGGUCGACAUCGGCAACACGGACCCGCUGUACGCCGACGACGGGCCGUUCACGCGCCGCUCGCUCAACAUCCACCGCCUGGCGCGGACGACGGGGGCGCGCAGCGGCAGCGUCGAGAUCACGGGGGUGACGGUACGCACGGGGAUGAACACGACCGCCCCCUCCCUCGUGGAAGUACCCACGUCCUUCGUCCCCUUCGUGUUGGAGGACGGCACGCCGAACCCCGCGUUCCAGUACAUGGGCACAUGGGCGCCACUAGCUUUCGGCCGCACUCGCGUGCUCGAGGGCACGGGCUCCGCGCAGCUCGGAAUCAGCGUGCCGCCCGGCACGGCGUUCAUGCUCGUGAACGGCACGGCUGGGCCGGAGUGGGGCGCGCUCGCGGUCGCGUGGGUGGCGCCGCCGCUGCUGCGGCUCGAGCUCGACCGCGGGGGCACCGAGUACGACUUUGCGCCGUCCAACUCCUCGCGGCCGUUCAUGGCGCACGGCGAGGCCGUGUACUACUCUGCCCUCGAUCCCGAAGAUGUGUACACGCUCACGCUGGGGCCGUGGUCCACCGAGCGCGGCAUCGCGCUGCACAGCGUGACAUUUUACGCGGGAUCGAAGGACGCGCAGGAGCCGUUCAGCGUCAAGGCCCCCGGGGAGUUUCCGGGGUUCGCUGAGGAGCAGCAGGGCGGAACGGGCGGAACGGGCGGAACGGGCGGGACAGGCGGAGCGGAAAAGCCCGUGGAGGCAGGGAAGACGGGGAGCUCGACGCCGGUCGGCGCUAUCGUUGGCGGAGUUGUCGGCGGCGUGGUUGUGUUGCUCGUUCUCGCAGGCUUGUGGUGGUGGCGCAGGCGCAAGCGGCACAGGCGCGCCCCGCUUGACGACAAGUUUGAAGUGGAUGGCUCGCCGCACUCGCUCGCCGGGCCUCAUCUUACGCCGUAUGAGGCCCAUUCUGCGAUACAGCUUCACACUAUCGACAGCGCGGGUGUGGGUGCAGGUGCGGGUGCGGUUGGGCUCAGUACCCAUGACGGGCUAGCGCCUUCAAAGUCGGGACUGGCGUCCUCCGGGCCACCACUGUCGCCGGUGGCGUCUUCCGGGCCACCGCUGUCGCCGCUGCCGUCCUCCGGGCCGCCACCGUCGCCCCUGGCGCAGACUAAGCAGGCAGUGCUCGCGGUGGUAGAGCACUACGCGCCCGGCUCGACAGGGGAUGCCUCGCCUACGGGCAACGACUCGCCGCCUAGUCCCGUGCGAAGCAAGAGUCGUAUGAUCCGUCCCGCCGCGAGCUCACUAUCUCCUGCCCGCACAGCGCCACGGACACACGAGGAGGACGCCGGCCAGCUCCUCCCCCCCAUGUAUAAUCUCGCCUGGACGCCGGGCUCAGCGUCCUAUCCGCCUCGCGUGUGA